AUGUCCUCUGGAACCAGUAUCAGCAAAAAUCGGCAGGCUCCGAGCCUGCAGGGUGUUGACCCAGAAACAUGCAUGAUAGUAUUUAGAACACACUGGGCACAGGUUCUGAAAAUCUUAGAGAAGCACGAUCCUUUGAAAAACACCCAGGCAAAGUACGGGGCUAUUUCACCUGAUGAGGCCAGCACUGUUCAGAAUUAUGUGGAGCACAUGCUUUUCUUAUUAAUUGAAGAGCAAGCAAAGGGUGCCUCGAUGGGGCCUAUUCUGGAGUUUGUGGUAUCAGAAAACAUCAUGGAGAAGCUUUUUCUUUGGAGCCUGCGGCGAGAGUUCACCGAUGAGACAAAAAUUGAGCAACUCAAAAUGUAUGAAAUGCUAGUAACCCAGUCUCAUCAGCCUUUGCUGCAUCACAAGCCCAUCCUGAAGCCUUUGAUGAUGUUGCUGAGUUCCUGCUCAGGAACAGCCACUCCAACAGUGGAAACAGAGCUGGUCAUCCUCUUAAACCAGCUCUGCUCUAUAAUAGCCAAAGAUCCCUCCAUUUUAGAACUGUUUUUCCACACCAGUGAGGACCAAGGAGCUGCCAAUUUCCUCAUAUUUUCCCUGCUGAUUCCCUUCAUCCAUCGAGAAGGAACAGUAGGCCAACAGGCCCGUGAUGCGCUGUUCUUCAUAAUGUCUCUGUCUGCAGAAAACAACGUUGUUGCAAACCACAUAGCAGAAAACACCUACUUUUGCCCAGUGUUAGCAACUGGACUAAGCGGCCUCUACUCAUCUUUGCCUACGAAGCUGGAAGAAAAUGGAGAGGAGUGGCACUGUCUGCUCAAAGAUGACUGGCUCUUGUCACCAGCCCUUGUACAGUUCAUGAAUUCCCUUGAAUUCUGCAAUGCUGUGAUACAGGUGGCACAUCCCUUGAUACGUAACCAGCUUGUGAAUUACAUUUACAAUGGAUUUUUGGUGCCGGUAAUGGCUCCUGCGCUCCAUAAGGUGACUGUGGAAGAAGUGAUGACUACUACUGCAUACCUGGAUCUCUUCUUGCGAAGUGUUUCGGAGCCAGCCCUCCUCAAGAUUUUCCUCCGUUUCAUUUUGCUGCACCGACACGAGAACGUGCAUAUCCUAGACACACUGACUAGCCGAAUCAACACACCGUUCCGGCUCUGUGUGGUCUCCUUGGCAUUGUUCAGAACGCUCAUUGGUUUGCACUGUGAAGAUGUGAUGUUACAGCUAGUUUUAAGGUAUCUGAUCCCUUGUAACCACAUGAUGUUGAGCCAGCGGUGGGCUGUGAAAGAGAGAGACUGUUACUCUGUGUCUGCUUCAAAACUGCUUGCCCUGACGCCAGUCUGCUGCUCCACUGGGAUCACCUUGACACUUGAAAGCCAAGGAAAAGAUUAUAUUCUGUGGACAAAAGCAGCACAAACUAAAGAUUCUGGCGAAUGUGGAAGAGCUGUGGACAUCAGCUACUUGCAGUACUUGGGGGAAGCGCAAGAAGCCAUCCUCCAGUGUCUGAAAGACUGUAAGGUUUGGUCUGCCUUGUAUGAUGGAGUAAACCCCGAUCCAGACACCUUUAUCCAAACACUUGCUGAGGAGAACAGUGCGGAUGUGGAACACCCUAUGUUUCGGCUCCAGCAAAGGACACCCAGCACAUGUAGCUCGUCUCAAGUCACUCCAUUCAGUGAGAAGAUGCAGUUGGAGCUAGAAUGGGAUGAUAGCUAUGACACAGGGAUUUCUCCUGGUUCUGAUGUGAGCUCACCGCAACCAUAUGAUGACCUGGGAAACACAGAGAUGCAGCCACCUGUAGAGCCACCAAAACACAUUCAAGAAAUGAAAAAAAAUGCCAUCAUGCUCAUCAAAGGAUCUUACAUAGAGGAAUCAGACUUUCAGGAUGAUGUUAUGGUUUACAGGUUAUGUGCCCAGAAGGAUACUCAGGAUGAUGACAACUCCAGGGAGAAACCUGUAAAUGUAGCCAGAGAACAUGACGGCCAAAGCCAGACUGUAGUCAAUGGUCCUCUUCUGAAGAGCCAGCUGGAAAUGGACUCGGAUGAGCACAGUAAGAGAAAUUCAAGCUUGACUCAAGGUGCAAUGAAAGAACAAAUAAACCAGAAAAUGAUUGAGAUUGAUCCACAGCCAGACUUAGCGUUGAAGCUUUCUCCUCAGGAGGCAGAUCGUAACUUAAGUGUAAGACUGCUGAGCACAGAUGGUGAGGAUUUCAUUGCACAGUAUGACAAAAUUAUUAAGGAGCUGGAUGCAAACGGUGCAAGCUUGGAGGAGCAGAAGUGGGAUGCUCCUGACCCUGCGUCUCCUGCAGAAGAGGAGGAGGACUUUGAGAAUUUCUCAGCAGACACCCCUUCUGCAGAGAGCAUGUCAUCUCCCUUUGGACCAAAGGAGGAUGUGUCUCCCAAGCACGCUGCAAGGAGCCAGGGUGCUCCGUUUACAGGACCGUUCAUCAGCGUAGUGUUGUCAAAGCUGGAGAACAUGCUGGAGAAUUCCUUGCAUGUGAAUUUGCUGCUUAUUGGGAUUAUUACUCAGCUGGCAAGUUACCCACAGCCUCUUCUUCGCUCCUUUCUGCUCAACACCAACAUGGUGUUUCAGCCCAGUGUGCGGUCGCUCUAUCAGGUGCUGGCAUCUGUGAAAAAUAAAAUUGAACACUUUGCUUCCAUUGAAAAAGACUUCCCAGGGCUUCUCCUGGAGGCCCAACAGUACUUGCUGUUUCGUGUGGACACGUCUGAUGCCACGGAAGAAUUGCUAACCACAGGUAACGUCCAGCACAGCAGCAGCGGAGGGAAAGGAAGGAACCUCUCUGACGCCUACCCGGCUCUGCUCCAGCCUUUCCUGGGACAGAAAGAAAAGAAAGGCCUGGCUCAUCCCGGUCUUCCUGCACACGUGAGGAAUGCUGUACUCGCAGCUGCCCUUUUCCCGGAGUUCCUGAAGGAGCUGGCAGCUCUUGCCCAGGAACACUCCAUUUUAUGUUACAAAAUACUGGGGGAUUUUGAGGAUUAUUAUUGA
Messenger RNA from Eurypyga helias (sunbittern), 2991 nucleotides. RefSeq names its product family with sequence similarity 160, member A1 (gene FHIP1A). NCBI's taxonomy places the organism in Eukaryota, Metazoa, Chordata, Aves, Eurypygiformes, Eurypygidae. The record is from RefSeq and is a predicted model, not a curated record. The transcript has 11 exons. Bases 1 to 2991 code for a protein of 996 amino acids.